CGUCUGACGUACUUCCGGACACGCCCCUCCUCCGUGACGCAAUUUCCACGGGAGCGGCCCACGUGACACGCCGUUGCCAUGGAAACCGUCGGGCAUUUGGCUAGAGUUUGCUUGGGUUCCUAGGAGCUGCAGGGCUGGAUGACAAGCUGCUUGGGGCCAACCCUGCACUGGAGACAGGAAGCCAGAUACCUGGAUGAGCCUCUGACCCUGAGCCUCAGGCUAGUUCAAGAGUCGGACAGGUGCCUGUGCAGAUAUCCUGCUCUAUAAGCGGGCACCUGCACAGAGGAGCUGUGAGGAUGGCUCACCUGCUGGGCAGCCAGGCUUGUAUGGACAGCCUGCGCAAGGACCUCACCGACCUGCAAGGUGCCAUUGUAGACGUCUUUUCCCGUGCUGGACCCGUGCGCUUUCCCUCCUGGAAGUUUCCUGACCGCGUGGCCUGUGACCUGGACAUGGUGGCCCUGCUAGAGCACUAUGACCAUGUGCCAGGUGACCCUGAAUUCACACAGCUGUCCCAUGCUGUACUUUUGGAGCUGGUCAUCGACAGGCUCCUGCUGCUACUUCAGAGCUGUGCGAGGUACUUGGAGAACCUCGGUUCAGAGCAGACGGUGCCCUCUGCCCGGGCUGCAGGGCCGUGCAUGUCCGUGGGGCUCACAGUGCGGCGCUUCUGGAAUAGCCUGCUGAAGCUGUGUGUGCUCUACCAGCAGGCUCCCCACCAGAAAAGGGCAAACCAAGGGGAGAUCCCUACUUCCAAGCCUACAGCCAAGGGCGAGCCAGCCAAGAGCCCUGAAUUUGUGACUGCCAAGUUCAUCAAGGCCCCCUCCCCAAUGCCAGGCUUGCAGUCUCCAGCCAGGACUGCUGAGAAUACCAGGAAUGUCCACUCCCAGACUGUGGAAACGGCCCUGGUACCCUGUGAUGCGUGUACCAGUGUCCAGGGCAGCCUGCAGGAGGUGGGCAAGGUGGUCAUCAGCCUGUGUCAGAGCCAGAACUUGCCUUCGUCCUUGGGCCAGUUCCAGCAGUUGGUACAGGACAGCAUGGGGCUCAGGCCCCUGCCGGCUGCCACUGUGGGCCACUGGGCGGCAGAGCAGAGCAAAGACCUGAUGCGCCUCAGUAAGCAUAUUGGGCCCCUAAGGACCCAGCUGGAGGAAGCUGAGGGGCAGAAGGAUGGACUGAGGAAGCAGGUGGGCGAGCUGGAGCAGGCACUGCAGCAGGAGCAAGGGGAGCGGCAACGGCAGGCAGAGGAGGCCCAAAAGUGCCUGGCCAAGUGGGAGCACGACAAGCAGCAACUGCUCACAGAAACAAGUGACCUCAAGAUGAAGGUGGCCACCCUGGAAGGAGAGCUGAAGCAGCAGCAGGAGUCCACACAGGCCGUGGAGACAAAGGCCCAGCAGCUACAGGAGGAGGCUGAGCGCAGGGCAGAGGCUGAGAGGCAGGUGCAGCAGCUAGAGGAGCAGGUGCAGCUGCUGGCAGGGCGGCUGGACGGAGCCAGCCAGCAGAUCCGCUGGGCCAGCACAGAGCUGGACAAGGAGAAGGCUCGCGUUGACAGCAUGGUCCGCCACCAAGAGUCCCUGCAGGCCAAACAACGAGCCCUGCUACAGCAGCUGGACAGCCUGGAUCAGGAGCGUGAAGAACUUCGUGGCAGUCUGGAUGAGGCCGAGGCCCAGCGGGCCCACGUGGAGGAGCAGCUGCAGAGAGUGCAGAGCGAGAGGGAGCAGGGGCAGUGCCAGCUCCGGGCCCAGCAGGAGCUGCUUCAAAGCCUGCAGGGGGAGAAGCAAGGCCUAGAGCAAGCAACGAGGGAUCUGCAGCUGACCAUCUCAGAGCUGGAAUUGGAGCUCGUGGAGCUGAGGGAGCAGGAACGGCUACUGGUGGCUUUCCCGGACCUGCACAGGCCCGUCGAGACCCAGAUCCAAAGCUCCGGCAACGUCACGGAUGACAUGGAGAGGCAAGUGCAGGCCAACGACAUCCGCAUCCGGGUCCUACAGGAAGAGAAUGGGCGGCUCCGGUCAAUGCUGUCCAAAAUUCGGGAGGUAGCCCAGCAGGGGGGCCUCAAGCUGAUCCCACAGGACCAGCUCUGGGCCCCUCCCAGCCAGGGAAUCCAAGGAGCAUCACCACCAGCCCAGGUCCAGAGAGCAUCCCCAGGGCUUCUGGGCAGGCAGCAUUUACCUGGCAGCAGGAUGGCCAGUGCAGGCAGGACCCUGCCUGGCCAGCCCCGGACAUCCCCACCUCAGCAGCCCGGUGGCCGGCCCAGUAAGUCCUCCCUGGAAGAUGUGACCCACUCGACUACCUGUGCCCAUAACCCCAUCCGGGCCUUGGCCAGGCUAAGGAGGAGACUGUCACCAAGCCAGAGCCAGGGUGGCCCUGCACACCAGCCCCAGGAGCGGCCAAUGUAGCCUGUAGUGGGGUGGGGCUGGAGGGCAGGUGGCUGGCAACCUACUUAAUGUAAUAAAGCCCCAGCCAUCUGCCCACAGCGACCUUGGCCUCACAGCACUGGCUGAGCUAGGGGCAGAGCCCUUCCUUCCCUGCCCUGGGCUGGUACCACUGAAUCCCCAGCCAUGCAGGUCACUCAUCAGCAGAGGCCUGGCACACCGUGGAUCCUCAGUAAAUGGGAGCUUUCUGAUGGAGGCAGUGGAAGAAGAUGGCACACCGAGGGCAGAAAGAAGCUUCUAGCACCUGGGCCAAGUGAAAGGCAGCCUUUCAAUCCCCAUAGCAAGGGCCAAAGGGUAGCAUGGACUCAGUCACCCCCCGCCCCCCACCAAUGAAAGGCAAGAUCAAUGUAGGGGGUGUGCCGGGGAAGGAGAGCAGUUAGAGGUGGGCCCAGUGAGAAUAUCUAAGGCAAGAAAGGAGUCAAAGACUGGGGUCCCGGCUCUGGGCUCCUGGAGACAGGCAGAGGGCGGCGAUGUUUCUUUAGCCUCAAGUCCGAACCUGGAGCCUCCCACCCUGGCUCUGAAUCUGGGGAUGGGGACAUUAAGGACCCAAGAAAGUCAGCAUUCCUUUCCCCAAGGAACUCGCCUUCAGGAAAUGUGAGUCACAAAAGGUUUCUGUAAAUCCAGAAGGACAGACCCCAGGAGACCACUGAAGACAGGGGAAGGCCUCACCCAACCAGAGAGCGGGACACCCCAGCCAGCCUUGGCUUUCCGAGGCCUACCCUUUGGGGCCUGGAUACUGACACCACCAGCCACACCAGGCCCACAGCAGUCGUUUUCCUCAUGAAGCCUCCAGUCUGUUCUGGGUCACCUCGUCUGUGAGGGACAGGCCCUAAAGCUUGUUGAGGACUUCUCAGAGUGGGUACUCCCAGCUUCCUGUGACAUUUCCCCUGGUAAGGAGGCCAGCAGGUAGAGCACCUCAGCUUAAAGAGAAGGGUCAAGAGGGGCUGGGUGUGCAGCUGAACUGGCAUGGCCAGGAUCUGCCCAAUUUUUGCUCUUAUGGAGCACAGGGGUUCCUGAGGGAGGCGAGGAUGCCCUGGCCCUGCCCCUCGCAAGUGAGAGCCAGCCCUGAGGCUGGGGGCUCCCUGAGGCAGGAGGCCUGGUCCCAAGUGCAGG
Pteropus alecto (black flying fox) is the source of this 3536-nucleotide messenger RNA. RefSeq names its product coiled-coil domain containing 157 (gene CCDC157). Bases 297 to 2387 code for a protein of 696 amino acids. Lineage: Eukaryota; Metazoa; Chordata; Mammalia; Chiroptera; Pteropodidae. The record is from RefSeq and is a predicted model, not a curated record. The transcript has 12 exons.